ACCCCGUGGAGACAAUGAUCGAUUCAGUGUGUUAUAUAAGACCACCCCCAGAGUACCCCAUGUCUUGCCCUGCUCAUCACUCAGACUAGCACAACACGGUCGUUGACUACAUCAUGGCUGCAAGAAUACAACCAUUCUACCUCUUCGCUAUCGUGGUGCUGGCCGCUGGCGGUAUCCCUAAAGGCUACGAUGAAGGAGGCUUCAGUGCCAGCGUCACCCUAUCUUCGUUCAAGCAAGAUUACAACCUGAUCAAAGCGAAUUGGAAGCAUGAUCCGACUGGGCUAGCCAACAGAACUGCCAAUAUCACAUCAUUCGGAGUUCUCGGUGCUGCUUUUGGAGCGCUGAUCGCCUUCUUCUGCAACGAUAAGCUCGGAAGACUAUGGUCCUUCCGCUGUUCGAUUCUCGUCUGGGCAUCUGGGUUGCUCAUGCAGGUGUUCUCAUCCGGUAUCUUCGGUUUCCUCCUGUUCUCGAGAAUAUGGAGUGGUCUAGGAGCUGGUGCUUUGACUGUCGUCUCACCAUUAUUCCUGUCAGAAAUUGCUCCUGCAAAGACGCGUGGUAUGACUGUCAGCAUUUACAUGGUCAUGCUUCUGUCGUUCUUGUCCCUUGGUUUCUUCGUCAAUUACGGAGCCAACCUUCACCUAUCCUCCACUAGAAUGCAGUAUCGCCUCGUCCAGUCUAUUCCUCUGAUUCCCGUCGGCCUCGCAUUCAUCGGCUCCUUCUUUAUGCCAGAUAGUCCCCGAUGGCUGGCGUCUAAGGGCAGACACACCGAGUCAGUGGCCGCUCUUGCACGUCUAAGAGGUAUGGGUGUGAACGAUCCCGAGCUGCUGGCAGAGCACGCUGGUGUCGAGAUGGAUAGUGCAUCGAUCGCCGAGAUGAAGAACGCAUCUCUCAAGUCUACCGCUGUUGAGGUCCUCACCAGUCCGACACUCCGCAGUCGCUUCCUGCUAGCCCUGGCUAUGCAGACCAUAUCGCAGUGGACUGGUGGAAACGGCAUCACAUACUAUAUUUUCGACAUCUUCCAGUACGCCGGUAUCACCGGAAGCAAUACUUCCCUCAUCACCUCUGGGGCUUACGGACUCGUCAAAUUGCUGUUCACCAUGAUCUUCGCUUGGGGUCUGAUCGACAUGAUCGGACGCAGACGCUGCUUCAUGGCCGGUCUAUCCCUCCAAUGUGCAACUCACAUCUACAUGGCCGUCUACUUUGGUGCCAUCCCUGAUACCAACGAGUCAGCUUCCAACGCGGCUGUCGCAAGCGUUUUCGUCUACGCUAUCGGUUGGUCAAUCGGUCUCUGCACCAUUCCAUACAUCUACGGUACCGAGCUUUUCCCUACAAAGGUCCGCUCUCUAUGCUACGCCGUCGUCAUGGCAGCACACUGGUUCUUCCAGUUCGCCGUCGUUCGUGUGACACCACUUAUGUUGGCUUCUCUCGACAAGUGGGGCGCCUACACCUUCUGGGCUUGUAUUUGCGCAAGUGGUUUGGUAAUUCUCGGUCUAUGGGCACCCGAGACCAAGGGUAUCCCGAUGGAACGUAUGGACGAGUUGUUCCAGAGACCUUGGUACAAGUGUGGAAGUGCAAAGGUUUCAAUUGACAGUUUUGAAAACUCGUACCGUGAUGGAACCGGAGAGAAAGCUGGGGCUCUGCAUGUUGAGAAGGCUGUAUGAACGUUAGCGUAUAGUAGGUAACGAUAUUUUGAAUGAUUUGAUGCACGUUUUGACCAG
Messenger RNA from Aureobasidium pullulans EXF-150, 1718 nucleotides. RefSeq names its product general substrate transporter. Gene Ontology annotation, molecular function: carbohydrate:proton symporter activity. The record is from RefSeq and is a predicted model, not a curated record. Gene Ontology annotation, cellular component: membrane. Gene Ontology annotation, biological process: transmembrane transport; carbohydrate transport. Lineage: Eukaryota; Fungi; Ascomycota; Dothideomycetes; Dothideales; Saccotheciaceae. The transcript has 3 exons. Bases 114 to 1661 code for a protein of 515 amino acids.